Molecule: messenger RNA, 12325 nt
Organism: Betta splendens (Siamese fighting fish)
Lineage: Eukaryota; Metazoa; Chordata; Actinopteri; Anabantiformes; Osphronemidae
Gene: utrn
Product: utrophin
Exons: 79
Coding region: 452-11146 (3564 amino acids)
Biological process (GO): synaptic signaling
Cellular component (GO): plasma membrane
Molecular function (GO): zinc ion binding; protein binding
Source: RefSeq, a predicted model, not a curated record
CACGUCGGUGUGAGGAGCAGGGGGAAAGAGUCAAGUAGAAGCAACAGGAACAAAGUUGUGGGACCUGGCUCCGCAGUUUUUGCGCUGUUCGCCCGUAAAAUGUAACGACCGUGUCUUCCAAGACACUUCUUUAGGAACAUGGUGGCUGUCCGCGUCUCCGCGUUGCAGGAAGGCGUCCUCUGAAGCGUUUUUGUGGCACAUUGCGGAGCGUGGAUGCGGAGGACGGGUCACUUUAACUCAGUCACCUCGUUAGCUAGUCAGUUAAAACCGUAGAAAUGCCUUAAACCAACCGGGACGUGUCGCUUCUCCAACCGGUUCAACUUUGCAGAGCGUCUCGCUGAAGUUUCGCCUCCGCGCGCGUCACGUUUUGCGGGAACGCGGCUCCCGGCCGCUCGCUGACAGCAGAGGCCACACGACUUCAACCAAGCUCACUUUGGAUCCCUCCGCUACCAUGGCAUCACACAGUGACAUCGCAGAGGGAGGAGCCAAUGAAGAAUUCAGUGAUAUCAUUAAAUGCAGAUCUGAUGAACAUGAUGCGGUACAGAAGAAAACCUUCACCAAGUGGAUAAAUGCACAGUUCUCCAAGACGGGAAAGACGCCCAUCAAAGAUAUGUUCUCGGACCUGAGGGACGGCAGGAAGCUGCUGGACCUGCUGGAGGGUCUCACUGGCUCCAUUUUGACCAAAGAGCGAGGUUCCACCCGAGUGCACUCCCUCAACAACGUCAACAAAGUACUUCAAGUCCUGCAUCAAAAUAAUGUGGAUCUAGUAAACAUAGGAGGGACAGAUAUAGUGGAUGGGAACCACAAACUGACCCUGGGCCUGAUUUGGAAUAUUAUACUGCACUGGCAGGUGAAAGACGUCAUGAAGGAUAUCAUGUCCAACCUGCAUCAGACCAACAGUGAAAAGAUCUUACUGAGCUGGGUGCGACAGUGCACGCACUCAUACCCAGAAGUCAAUGUGCUCAACUUUACCACCAGCUGGACUGACGGCCUGGCUCUUAACAGCAUCCUGCACCACUUCAGGCCAAACGCCUUCAGCUGGGAUCAGGUGCUGAGACUGAGCCCUGUGGAAAGACUUGACCAUGCCUUCAGUGUAGCCAAGGAUCAGCUGGCUAUAGAGCGGCUACUGGAUCCUGAAGACGUGGCGGUUCAGUUGCCAGAUAAGAAGUCCAUCAUCAUGUACGUGACAUCGCUGUUCGCUGUGCUGCCCAAAGACGUGAGCAUGGAGGCAAUCAGAGAAGUGGAGACGCUGCCGCGCAAAUUCAGAGUGGAGGCUGAGGGCGCAGGGCUCAGUGCUCAGAACGUGCAGGUGGAGGAGGAGGGUAGCAGCCCCCGACCUGAGACCCCAAGCACCCUGACGGAGCCAGAGGUGGACAUGGAAGGCAAUCUGCUGGAGGUGGACCUGGACAGCUACCAGACAACACUGGAAGAAGUUCUGACCUGGCUCCUUUCGGCCGAGGAUACGCUACAUGUUCAGGAUGAGGUGUCGGAUGAUGUGGAAGACGUCAAAGAGCAGUUCCACACACACGAGGGCUUUAUGAUGGAGCUGACAGCACAUCAGAGCAGUGUGGGUAACGUGCUGCAAGCCGGCAACCAGCUGAUCGCCCAGGGAAACCUGACAGAGGAGGAAGAGGAGGAAAUCAGAGAGCAGAUGAGCCUCCUGAACUCCCGCUGGGAGAGCCUCCGAGUGGCCAGCAUGGAUCGUCAGGCCAGGCUUCAUGAGGUCCUGAUGGAUCUUCAGCAGCAGCAGUUACAGCAACUCUCCGACUGGCUGACGCAGACUGAGGAGCGAAUCAGGAAGAUCGAGCUGGAACCGGCAGCUAAAGAUCUGGAGGUCUACCAAGAACGCAUAGAGCAGCACAAAGAGCUUCAAAACGACCUGGAAGCGGAGCAGGUGAAGGUCAACUCUCUGACUCACAUGGUGGUUGUGGUGGACGAGAACAGUGGUGAGAGUGCCACCGCUGUCUUGGAGGAGCAGCUACAGUCUUUGGGGGAACGCUGGGCCGCUGUGUGUCGCUGGACGGAGGAGAGGUGGCACAAGCUGCAGGACGUUUUGACGGUGUGGCAACAGCUUCUGUCAGACCAGGGUUUAUUUAGUGUGUGGUUGGCAGAAAAAGAGGAGGCCUUGGGUGAAGUACAGACCAGCAACUUUAAAGACCCAAGCGAAAUGAAUACUAACGUGCGCCAAUUAGCAAGUUUAAAAGAAGACAUGGAAAAGAAGCGAAGGACUUUAGACCAGCUGUCUGAUGCAGGACACGACGUGAUCGCGCUGCUGCACAGCACUGAGGCGGGAGCCAAGAUCGAGGCGGACACAGAGGAGUUGGCCCGUAGGUGGGACAACCUGGUUCAACAGUUAGAGGACCGCUCCUUCCAGGUAAUGGAGGCUGUGGCCAAUACUGGGAUGACUCAGGUGGUAGAAGAGGUUUUCGUGGAUUCGGUCGCCGUGACUGCAGCUGCUUCGACCCCUGAUCAAGAGUUGGCACCACCUGCUCCCCCUAAGAAACGACUGGUGGAGACAGAUGCAGAGGUUAAACGAAUGUUUGAAAAUAAACUUUCUGAUGUUCUGACUUGGAUUAAAACAUGGAAGCUGUCCACUCAGACACUGGCCUCCACACACCCUGAGACUACACCUGACAUGCCAGAUGUGCCAGAUGUGCAAGCUAAGCUGAAGGGUUUGGAGUUGGACCUCACAGCAAAGGAAUCCACAGUUAGUCAAGUGGUGCAGGAAGGGCGGGUCUUGAUGGACCAGAUGGAGAGAGAAGGAGUAAAUGUAGAUUCAGCGAGGGCCGACAUAGACCUGGUCCAGACCGAGUGGGAUGGAUGUGCGAGGGAGCUGCACGCAGCCCGGGAGCGUGUUCACAUCCAGAGCCGAGUCAGAGCUGUGUCUGCAGAGCUGGCAGCCCUGGACGGGCUCUUGUUGGAACAAGACCAGUGGCUAGAUUCAACCUCAGCUGUCCAAAAGUGUGAGAAGGCCCGGCUCAGGAACCUGAGCGAAGAAAGUCAGUGCCGGCUAGUCCGGGUCACUGCUCUGAGUUCACAGCUGGAGCAGCUGUCUGCGGAGGCGGUGUCACUGGGAGCCACGCCUUCUCUAAGAGACAACGUGGUGGUGGUAUCGGCACAUCAUGCCUCCACGCUGCAGCGGCUACAGAGCAAAGAACAAGAAGUCAAUAAAGUUCUGGCUGAGCUCGAGUUGCCGAGCCCGGUGGAGGGUCUGGAGGCAAGGCUGGCUAAUCUGACAGAAGGAGUAGUGGAUAUUACUACAGCUGAGGAGGCAAUGGAGCGCACACAGGCGCUGUGUCUAGAUAUUGAGCAAACACAGCAGGCUUCAGAUUCUGCAGAACUUCAGAGAUGGAGCCAGCUCUCAUCCGGGGCCCGCGAGGUGCUGGGCACACUGCAGUGCAUUCUGGGUAGCAUGAAGGACACUCAGGUGCAAUUGGUAGAAGUUGAACGUUGGUUGGAUGCUGUCCAGGAGCUGUUGUGUCAAGAUGGCACAGGGUUGGGCGAUACAGAGAGUCUGCAGGAAGAGCUUAACCAGUGCAAGGAGUAUGUGAAUGAGAUGGAGUCAGUGGAAGGUGCAUUGAAGCAGAUGGCAGAUAAUGUGAGUGCUGUACAGGCAGCUGCAGUCCCACAACUGGACAAAUGGGGCCAGGAAACGUUGGACAAGUGCAGGGGCAGAUGGGACACACUUAGCAACCAGCUGAUGAACCAUCAAGAGCGUAUGGCAGAAAGUCAGGAGAAGCAGGUGAAUCUGAGGAAGGACUUGGCAGAGAUGCAGGAGUGGAUGACCCAGGUCGAUGAGGAGUUUCUAAUGAGGGACUUUGAGUACAAGAGUCCUGAGGAGCUGCAGGCGUCGCUGGAAGAGAUGAAGAGGGCUAAAGAGGAUGUGAUACAGAAGGAGGUGAAGGUGAAGAUCCUGAAAGACAGCAUCAACAUGUUGGUGUCCAGAACAUUGCCCCCUGGUGGAGGCAGCGGGCGGGCGCUGACGGCAGAACUAGAUGGAGUACUGGCCAAUUACAACAAGCUCUGUGACCGCUUCAAGAGCAAGUGUCACACUCUGGAGGAGGUUUGGUCAUGCUGGAUGGAGUUGCUCCAGUACCUGGACAUGGAGCAGAGUUGGCUCCACACUGUGGAAGACAAGGUCCAAGCCACCGAGAGCCUACCGGAGAGCACGGAGGCUGCCAGUGCAGCUCUGGAGUCUUUGGAGAGUGUGCUUCGCCACCCUGGGGACAACCGGACACAAAUCAGGGAGCUGGGUCAGACACUGAUUGACGGAGGCAUACUUGAUGAACUCAUUAGUGAGAAACUAGAGGCCUUCAAUUCUCGCUAUGAGCAGCUCAACCACCAGGCGGUGAACCGACAGAUCAGCCUUGAACAGAAGCUGCAGACGCUAAAGGAGAACGAACAGGCGCUCCAAACGCUGCAGGAGUCUCUGAGCCAGCUGGACCACACGCUCACGUCCUACCUCACUGAUCGCAUAGACGCCUUUCAGCUCCCACAGGAGGCGCAGACCAUCGGGGCAGAGAUCGCAGCCCAUGAGGUAACGGUGGAGGAGAUGAGAAGGAGAAACGUUGCCAACUUGCCUCCUCCGUCCGCUGAUGGAAAGGCAGCCCGUGGUGGGACCAUGCUGGACCAACUGCAGAGGAAACUGAGGGAGAUCACCACUAAAUACCAGCUGUUCCAGAAGCCUGCUAACUUUGAGCAGCGCAUGUUGGACUGUAAGAGGGUCCUGGAUGGUGCCAAAGCCGAGUUGCACAUCCUGGAUGUCAGGGAAGUGGAGCCUGAAAGAAUUCAGUCCCAUCUCAAUGGAUGCAUGAAAUUGUACAAAUUGCUUAGUGAGGUGAAGCUGGAGGUGGAGACUGUGAUAAAAACAGGUCGCCAGAUUGUGCAGAAACAGCAAACAGAGAACCCCAAGGCCAUGGAUGAGCAGCUCACAGCUCUCAAGUUGCUUUACAAUGACCUUGGAGCACAGGUCACCGAGGGCAAGCAGGACCUGGAAAAAGCCUUGUCCCUCUCGCAAAAGUUUCAGAAGGAGAGUGGCGGCCUACAAGACUGGCUGAGCACCAACGAGGCUCAGCUUCAGCAGAAGAACAGCUGUGGAGACAUGCCAGCGGACAUUGAUGCUGAGAUAGCAUGGGCUAACGGCCUCCUUAAGGAGUCCGAGCGUCGUAAGGUGGAGCUGUCCGGCCUGACGGAGACGAGUGCCGGCCUGCAGACGCUGGUGGAGGGCAGCGAGGCUCAGCUAGAGGAGCGACUGUGUGGCCUCAACGAAGCGUGGGGCCGUGUCCGCACCUGGACUGAGGACUGGCUCAGUGCUGUGCUGAGUCACCAGAAUGAAGUGGAGAUCUUUGACGAGAACUUGGCUCACAUCAGCACCUGGCUCUACCAGACCCAGAUCCACCUGGACGAGGCUGAGCGGCUGAGCCCAGCAGAGAAGGAGAAGGUGGUACAGAGCAUGCUGGAGGAGCUGGAGGACAUCGGCCUGCGUGUGGACAAUGUGAGGGACCAGGCCACCAUCCUCAUGACCAGCAGGGGCCCCGCCUGCAGGGAUGUGGUGGAACCCAAACUGUCUGAGCUCAACUGCAACUUUGACAAAGUGUCCCAACAUAUCAAAACUGCCAAGAUGAUGAUCAGUCUGGAGACAAGUGGUCUUGAACUGAGCCAACAAGCACCUCAGCAGGUCAUUCACAGCCAGGAUGCUGGAGCUGGGACUCAGAGUGAGACUCGUCGUGCUGAAGCUUCAGUCCCCUGUGAGGUGAAAACCCUUCAGACAGAACUCCAGGACACACUGAGGACUCUGCAGCUGCAGCAGCAAGACCCAGUCAAUGUCCUGGAUGAUGACAAGAUGGAUGAGGAGAAGGCCAGCGUGGAAGACUUGAUGAGAAGAGGCGAAGAACUCCUGCAGCAAACUUCAGACGAGAGCCAGAAGGAGGAGCUGAGACUUCUGCUGCUGCAUCUGCAGAGCCAGUAUUCUGCUCACAGGGAGCUGCGGGUGCUGCGAAUCAGGCAGCAAGCGUCAUCAUCAUCUCUCACCUUCACAGAGCAAAUAAGAGAGGUUUCAGCCGAGGAGAUGUCAGCUGUGGUGCGUAGCAGUGCUCCUUUCCUGAGCUCCUCUGACUACCUGUUGGACAUCAACAAAGUGCUCCUCGCCAUGGCUGACAACGAGUUGCUCCUGAACUCCUCUGAGCUCAGUGGGGGGCGCUACGAAGACUUCUCCAGUCAGGAUGACACACUGAAGAACAUCAAAGACAACCUGGAACGUCUGAGUGAGCAAAUCGCAGGGAUCCACGAGCGCCAGCCCGACGUCAUUCGGAACGCUUCGCCUGCUGAAGUGGCUCAGAUCGGAGAUGCUCUCACGCAGCUGAAUGCCGAGUGGGACCGCCUCAACCGCGUGUACAGCCACCGCAAAGGGGGUUUUGACUGUGCACUAGAGGAGUGGAGGCAGUUCCACUGUGACAUGAACGACGUGAACCAGUGGCUGACGGAGACAGAGAUGCUGCUUUCUCACACCGUUGGCCCUGACGGACAGUUAGACCUGAACUCUACCCGACAACAUCAGGAGGAACUUGAGGAAGGCCUUGCUAGUCACCAACCAGUCCUGGCUAUGCUGAACCGCACCGGAGAGCAGAUCAUUGGGCAGCUGGCGUCUCCUGAUGGUCUUCUUCUUGAAGAGAAGCUACAUAGUCUGGGCCAGCGUUGGAGAUCUGUCAGACAACAGGUUCUGGAAAGACAGCACAGGCUCGCUGGAGGGGACCAGGCCCUGUCAGAGCUGGUGAGGAGACGCGAGGAGCUGGCUCUGUGGCUGCAACAGGCAGAAAAUACUGUCAGCUCUUUACCUAUCGCCGCCACCGACAACAACCUCAGAGAACUCAAGGCUCUUGCUGAAGAAAUGGACGCACAGAAUGAGCGUCUUGGCUGGUUGAACAAGCACGCUCCUCAGAUCCUGGCCAGUCCCGGUGUCAGCCCCCAGAGCAGAGAACAGCAUGUUAGCAAGCUAAGAGCCAUCAACCUCAACUGGAGCAGGGUGACACAUGAUUUGUUGGACAAGGUGAGGGAGGUGGAGGCCAACCUGCAGGGUCACUCCGACUUCCAGGACAGAAUGAACAGGCUCACUGACUGGGUCGUCAUCACCCACCAAACGAUCGUGACGAGAGGCCUGAACUCCGGCCAAGCACAGGCUCUGGAGGCCUCUAUGAGGGACAGGAAGAAGGACCUGGAAGAAUUGUUGGCUCAUUCGAUUGAGCUGCAGAGACGACAGCAGCUGCUGCCUCAGGAGAAGAGUAAAGUAGAACAGCUGGCAGCCGAAUGGAAAGUCCUGGAUAGUCGACUGAGAGAAUCCCUCCAGCCUCCCGUCUCUCCAUGGACACAGCACCAGCAGGUUGUCAAGCACCAGCAACUAGUCCAGCACCAGCAACUAGUCCAGCACCAGCAACUAGUCCAGCACCAGCAACUUGUCCAGCACCAGCAACUUGUCCAGCACCAGCAGCUUGCAUCUCCCGUUCCCUCGGCCGUGCAGAUGGCCAGCUUGGUGAGCGAGGACCCGCACCACCAAACUCCGCACACACCGGACAACGUGGCCCCCACCGACCUCAACGAGAUGGCCACUGAGCUGGCAGACUGGCUCCUGCUCAUCACGCAGAUGCUCAAGUCUAAUAUUGUCACUGUGGGGGACACAGAGGAAAUCAGGACCACUAUGGGGCGUCUUCAGAUGACAAAAAGUGACCUGGAGCAGCGUCAUCCACAGCUAGAGGACAUAUUCACCCUGGCACAGAAUAUCAAAAACAAAACCUCUAAUCUGGAUGUUCGCACCUCAAUUACUGAGAAGUUGGAGAAGGUUCGCAGCCAGUGGGACAGCACUCAGCAUGGCGUGGAGGCACGGCUCCUGCAGCUGGAUAACAUGAUUGGAGACAGCAACCAGUGGGAGGAACAGAGAAAGGAGGUGAACGCCCUCAUCGUGCACAGCGAAGGACGCCUCCACAACCUUCUUCAGCAGUCCAGAGAUCCCCUGACGAAACAGCUUGCUGACAACAAGGCGUUCCUCCAGGACCUGGGCCGGGGCCAGGCUGCAGUCGCGGCCUUCAACGAACUGUCCAAUCAUCUGCUGCGGGAAUAUUCUGCUGAUGACACCAGGAGGAUCAAAGAGGUUGCAGACAAACACAAUGUUGCCUGGAACAGCAUCAACAACAGGGCCGGUGACCGCAAUGCACAGCUGGAGGGAGACCUCAAGGGCCUGCAGAUGUCUCUCAGGGAGCUGGAGACUUUCCUCAAGUGGCUCCAGGAGGCAGAGACUACAGUCAACGUUCUGGCCGAUGCCUCUCAGAGGGAAGAUCUGUCGCAGGACUCUGCCCAUGCGAAGGAACUGAGGCGGCAACUGGAGGACAUCCAGGCUGAGAUCGAUGCCCACAACGACAUCUACAAGAGUGUGGAGGGAAAUAAGUCGAAGAUGGUCAAGGCUCUGGGCAGCUCCGAUGAAGCUGUGUUCCUCCAGCACAGGCUGGACGACAUGAACCAACGCUGGAGUGACUUGAAAGCUAAAUCAGCCAACAUCCGGGCCCAUCUGGAGGCAAGUGCCGAGCGCUGGUCCCGUCUGCUGGGCCUCCUGGAGGAGCUGUGGAGGUGGAUCUGCAUGAAGGACGAGGAGCUGGCCAAGCAGAUGCCCAUCGGUGGAGACGUGCCCACCCUGCUGCAGCAGCAGAACCACUGCACGCUGCUGCGGUCGGAGCUGAAGGAGCGUGAACACUUGGUGAACAGCACCUUGGAGCAGGCCAGGAUGUUUCUCGCUGACCAGCCCAUCGAGGGGCCGGGGGAGCCACGCAAGAACCUGCAGCCCAAGACCGACCUCACCCCAGAGGAGAAGGCCCGGGGUUUGGCCCGCGCCAUCCUCAAGCAGACCGGCGAGGUGAGGGAGCGGUGGGAGCGCCUCAGAGGACACGUGGGCUGCUGGCAGAACCAGGUGGAACGGGCCCUGGAGCGGCUUCAGGAGCUGCAGAGCUCCAUGGACCAGCUCGACCUGCGGCUCACCCAGGCCGAGGAGGCCAAAGCCGGCUGGCAGCCCGUGGGGGACCUGCUGAUCGACUCCCUGCAGGACCACAUCGAUAAGACCGUGGCCUUCAGGGAGGAGGUGGCGCCGCUACGCCAGGACGUGCGCGUGGUCAACGAGCUUUCCGCGGAUCUGACGCCGCUGGACAUCCAGCUGUCGUCCACCGCCUCCAGGCAACUGGACCAGCUCAACAUGAGAUGGAAGCUGCUCCAGGUGGCGGUCGAGGACAGGCUGAAGCUGCUGCAGGAAGCCCACCGAGACUUUGGGCCCUCUUCCCAACAUUUCCUCUCAACUUCUGUACAGCUCCCCUGGCAACGUGCGGUGUCUCAGAAUAAGGUCCCGUAUUACAUCAAUCACCAGACGCAGACGACCUGCUGGGACCACCCAAAGAUGACAGAGCUCUACCAGUCACUAGCGGACCUGAACAACGUGCGAUUCUCAGCGUACCGGACAGCCAUGAAGAUCCGCAGACUACAGAAAGCGCUGUGCCUGGACUUGUUGGACCUCAGCGUGGCCCAGAGCACCUUCGAUCAGCACAAACUCACAAACAACAACCAGCUGCUGUCGGUCCCCGACGUCAUCAACUGCCUGACGUCCAUCUACGACGGCCUGGAACAGGAGCACAAGGACCUGGUUAACGUGCCGCUCUGCGUUGACAUGUGUCUCAACUGGCUGCUCAACGUCUACGACACUGGCCGCAGUGGGAAGAUCCGCGUCCUGUCCAUGAAGAUCGGUUUGCUGUCGCUGUGCAAGGGACACCUGGAGGAGAAAUAUAAAUACCUCUUCAGCCAGGUUGCUUCGCCGGGCGACACGUGCGACCAGCGGCAGCUGGGUCUGCUGCUUCACGAAGCCAUCCAGGUCCCGAGGCAGCUGGGCGAAGUGGCCGCGUUUGGCGGCUCCAACAUCGAACCCAGUGUCCGCAGCUGCUUCCAGAGCGUUACUAAUAAGGUGGAGCUGGAGCCCAGGCAGUUUGUCGAUUGGAUGCGUCUGGAGCCCCAGUCCAUGGUCUGGCUUCCCGUUCUGCACAGAGUGGCCGCCGCCGAGACUGCGAAACACCAGGCCAAGUGUAACAUCUGCAAGGAGUGUCCCAUUGUUGGCUUCAGGUAUCGCAGUUUGAAGCAUUUCAACUAUGACGUGUGUCAGAGCUGCUUCUUCUCUGGGCGCACCGCCAAGGGGCACAAGCUCAACUACCCCAUGGUGGAGUACUGCACGCCGACAACAUCAGGUGAGGACAUGCGGGAUUUCACCAAAGUGCUGAAGAACAAAUUCCGCUCCAAGAAGUACUUCGCCAAGCACCCUCGACUCGGCUAUUUACCGGUGCAGACCGUUUUAGAGGGCGACAACAUGGAAACCCCUGUCACCCUCAUCAGCAUGUGUCCGGAGCAGUAUGAGCUGUCCCAGUCACCUCAGCUCUCUCAUGAUGACACCCAUUCCAGGAUAGAGCAGUAUGCCAGCAGGUUGGCCCAGAUGGAGCGCUCCAACGGCUCCCUGCCCACAGACAGCAGCUCAGCGACGGGAAGCAUGGACGAUGAGCAUGCCCUGAUCCUGCAGUACUGUCAGACGCUGGGAGGGGAGAGCUCCCCCUGCAGCCAGCCCCAGAGUCCUGCCCAGAUCCUACAGGCUGUGGAGAGGGAGGAGCGCGGCGAGCUGGAGCGCAUCAUUGCCCGUCUGGAGGAGGAACAGAGGAGCCUUCAGAAGGAGUACGAGCAGCUAAAGGAGCAGCACGGCCAGCGAGGGGCACCCGCCGGCGGCCCCUGGGAGCCCGAGGGCCCCCAUCCCGACGAGGCCGACCUCCUGGCCGAAGCCAAGCUGCUGCGCCAGCACAAGGGCCGGCUGGAGGCGCGGAUGCACAUCCUGGAGGAACACAACAAGCAGCUGGAGUCCCAGCUCCACCGCCUCCGGCAGCUCCUGCACCAGCCCGAUGUGGACUCGAGGGUGAAUGGAGUGUCCUCGCCCGCGGCGCAAGAUCGAGGGCCACUUAGUGAAAACGCAGACGAGCUGCUGGACCCCCACAACAGCAGCUCUGACCUGGCAGAUGUAAUGGAGCAGAUUAACAACUCCUUCCCCGCAUGCACCCCGAGCCUCUCCUCCAGACCACAGGUGAUGUGAAGACAGUCGCAGCGGAGCGUUGAAGGCGACGACACCGUUCCCAAACAAAACAAGCGCCCGGACUUUGAAACCCAAAGACGCACAGGACCAGACGACUACUCUUUCCACAUUGUCUUGUACUAUGCAAACUGUACAUUUUAUGAUCUGUAGAUUGUAUCUAACUCUGUUCAACAUUUGUCCGUGAUUUGUUUAGACAUGCAGACGAGUAUAUGUGAACACGGGGCCUCAUAUAGUGAGACUUUUGUUAUCAGAGGGUGAUUGGGGAUUGGUGUUUUGUUCCGUUCUGUUGUCACUGGGAACCAAACUGUUGUGUGUUGUCAUCCCACUGCUUUGUACUGUACCUUCAGCCCUCGGUUACGGCACAUUUGAAUCCGCGUUUGGGAGCUCGCACACACUUCCCGAGUAACAGCGAAACCGCCGACUGUCACUUCACAAAGCGUCUGAUCCGUUGUGAAGCCUCGUCUCGUCGCAUGCUUGAUGUCACGUCCCCCUUUAAAGCAUUGGCGCCGGCAGACUUCGUGUAAACCUGAUUGGUUGAUAUAAACUUCACCCCUCCUGUGCCUAAACUGUUUGUCGUCCCGCUAGAGGAAGACAAUGACGGACGUGGGACUGUGUAUAAAGAGAACGUUUUGGUGAAAGUAGAUUUAAUCUGAAGCUGGUCUGAAUCUGGAUUUGGAAGAGGCCCACUCAUUAUGUAGAAUUGUUUUUUAAAAAGCUAUAUGUUGAGAAAUCAGAGGAAAGCCAUGAUUGCCUUGCUACCUCAGACUCAGACACGCGUUAGUUUCUCGUGGUUCGUGAACUUGUUCCGAGUGGUCGUGAUCAUUGACAGCCUGGUUUAGCAUCCCGAGCUUCAGCUUACUGUAUUAGUGUACACUGCGACGAGGCUCCUACUGUCCCACGACGCGGCGUCAGAGCGGCCGGUCGGGUCCUCCCACCUCCAGCGCCGGCCCCUCACGCGCCGCGCCCUCGUGCUAUUCGCUAUCCUGUAAAACUUGUGAGACAGAGCAACACUACUAUAACCUCCACUGACUGUAGACGGGUGAUGGUGAUGAUGAUGCUCACACUGACCUGCACCAUGACAGAACUGUGUCACUCCUCCUGAGGUAUGUAAAAUAGUUCGACCACACUACAUGUCAUAUGGCUAUGUUGUUUUAUUCUAAAUAAAAUUUUUAUAACAAG